Peromyscus leucopus (white-footed mouse) is the source of this 2352-nucleotide messenger RNA. It is a transcript of the gene Irak4, whose product is annotated as interleukin 1 receptor associated kinase 4. Gene Ontology annotation, biological process: signal transduction; protein phosphorylation. The transcript has 12 exons. Lineage: Eukaryota; Metazoa; Chordata; Mammalia; Rodentia; Cricetidae. Gene Ontology annotation, molecular function: magnesium ion binding; protein serine/threonine kinase activity; ATP binding. Gene Ontology annotation, cellular component: plasma membrane. The coding region runs from base 240 to 1634 and encodes 464 amino acids. The record is from RefSeq and is a predicted model, not a curated record.
GCGCGAGGAAGGCUGAUCUCAGGCCAGGACCUCGCUGCCGUCCUCUUAUCCUGGGCCGGGUUUGCGACCGGCUCGCUUCACCCCAGAACCGGGAAGUGGGUGCACACCCCCCGCAGAGGCGUGGGGGAGCCCCGCAGGUAGCCUCUGCGCUGAUGGUCCGCCGAUGUCUCGCUUGCUGGAGGUGGGGAGUGUAGGAAGCUGUCAGGCAGUCCGUCCACAGGUGGAGGGAGGGGUAGAAGAUGAACAAGCCUCUGACACCAUCCACGUACGUUCGCAGCCUCAAUGUCGGAAUCAUUCGGAAGCUGUCGGAUUUUAUCGAUCCUCAGGAAGGAUGGAAGAAAUUAGCAGUGGCUAUUAAAAAGCCAUCUGGGGAUGAUAGAUACAAUCAAUUUCAUAUAAGGAGAUUCGAGGCGUUACUCCAGACUGGAAAAAGCCCCACUUGUGAGCUGCUGUUUGACUGGGGUACCACCAACUGCACAGUCGGGGACCUUGUGGAUCUUCUGGUCCAGAUUGAACUCUUUGCCCCUGCUACUCUCCUGCUGCCGGACGCUGUCCCCCACACUGUCAGCUGUGUACCUCCUAGAGAAACCGCAACAGUGGAGCAGACACACCGGCCUUGCUGCGAAAAAGACAGCACACCUGUAAUGCCUGUGCCGAGGCCAGAACAGAGCUGUGGGCAGCCCGACUCCUCCAGCCCCGCCGAGAAGAGUCUGGAAUUCAGCGAUACGGAUACUCGUUUUCACAGUUUUUCAUUUUAUGAACUGAAAAGUAUCACAAAUGACUUUGACGAACGGCCUGUUUCUCUCGGCGGCAGCAGAAUGGGAGAGGGAGGCUUCGGAGUGGUGUACAAAGGCUGCGUGAACAACAGGACCGUGGCGGUGAAGAAGCUCGGAGCGAUGGUUGAAAUCAGUAGUGAAGAACUGAAGCAACAGUUUGACCAAGAAAUUAAAGUAAUGGCGAAGUGUCAGCACGAAAACCUGGUAGAGCUGCUUGGCUUCUCAAGUGACAGCGAUGACCUGUGCUUAGUGUAUGCUUACAUGCCCAAUGGUUCCUUGCUAGACAGACUGUCCUGCCUGGAUGGCACUCCGCCACUUUCUUGGCACAUGCGAUGCAAGAUUGCUCAGGGUGCAGCUGAUGGCAUCAGUUUUCUACACGAAAACCACCAUAUUCAUAGGGAUAUUAAAAGUGCAAAUAUCUUACUAGACAAAGACUUUACCGCCAAAAUAUCUGACUUUGGGCUCGCCCGGGCUUCUGCAAAGUUUACCCAGACAGUCAUGACCAGCCGCAUCAUGGGCACAACGGCUUAUAUGGCACCCGAAGCUUUGCGAGGAGAAAUAACACCCAAAUCUGACAUCUACAGCUUCGGUGUGGUUUUGUUAGAGCUAAUAACCGGACUUGCGGCUGUGGAUGAAAACCGUGAACCUCAGUUACUCCUGGAUAUUAAAGACGAGAUUGAGGAUGAGGAGAAGACGAUUGAAGACUACACGGAUGAGAAGAUGGACGAUGCUGACCCUGCCUCCAUCGAAGCCAUGUACGCUGCGGCCAGCCAGUGUCUGCACGAGAAGAAAAACAAGAGGCCAGACAUUACGAAGGUUCAACAGCUGCUACAAGAGAUGUCUGCUGAAAAGGAAUGAAACAGACUUCAUUUUUUAUAUGGAUAUCGACACACACACCUUUUUUUUUUUUUUUUUUUACUUCUUGCGGUCAUGGAGACUGAACAAGCACUUUGGCACUGAGCUACAUCACCAGCCUGCUUUGGUUUUUGUGUUUUUUUUUUUUUCCUUAAAUGUUCUUUAGCAAGGUGGCAUGGUGCAAUGCAAUGUCCUGGUGAAUUAAUGGAUGUGUUGACACACCACAAAAUUGACAGUAGCUUGGCAGCACUCGGGCCCCGCCUACUUUGUGUGGAGAUCAUUUUCCAUUACAACAUCACCAAACUACAGCAGCCUCGCGAUUCAGGAAAACAACCCUGCACUAUAGGGUGCAGAGACCCUAGGGUUUGGGGUUUGGGUUUUUUUUUGAGGGAAUAGUUUUUUUUUGAGACAGUGUAGCCCUAGAUGUCCUGGAACUCACUCUCUCUGUAGACCAGGCUGGCCUCGAACUCAGAGAUCAGGAUUUAAAAGCAUGCAUCACCACCAUCUGGCCCGGGACCCUGGUUUAAAGCUCAGCAGACUCCACUAAUCCCCUGUAAAGCUCCGGUCCAGCUCUUAGCCACCAUAAGCCUCGGUUUUGGCUUUUCUUUUUUGUUAAUGAACUCCAUGCUCCUGUAAAUACUGCUCCUAUGCUCCUGUAAGUAACCACCCACCACUGCUCCUGUAGCCCUCAUUAAACUCACUGGGUCCUCAGGGUCGACAC